AUGACUCUGACUAUCCUUGUGCUGUCCGCCCUGAUUUCCAACGCUAUUGCCCUGCCUCAGUUCAGCGGUAAUGGAAAUAAUGGGAACAUCAACUCAGGAAACGGAGGCAAUGAGAGCGGAAAUGGACAUGGUGGAUACAACAGUGCCAACAGAAACGGUGGUUUUUACCCAGACUACAGAAUACCAUUCUACCGCCGGGAGCCAGAACCAGAACCACAAUUCAGCGGUGAUGAAAAUAACGGGAAUAUCAACUCCGGAAAUGGAGGAUACGGUAGUGGUAAUGGAGAUGGCGGGGCCUAUAACAGCAACGAAAACGACGAUAUGUUCUCGUACGGAGGAUACAAGUACGACAUGCCCAUUCCAAUGUACCACCGCGAGCCAGAGCCAGAACCGCAAUUCAGCGGUAACGGAAAUAACGGCAAUAUCAACUCCGGAAAUGGAGGACACGGUAGUGGAAAUGGAAAUGGCGGGACCCAUAACAGCAACGGAAACGGCGGUGUCUCCUCGCACAGAGGGUAUUACCCGUACGACAUGCCAGUGUACUACCGUGAGCCAGAGCCAGAGCCCCAGUUCACUGGAGACGGCAAUAACGGCAACGUCAACUCUGGAAACGGAGGCCACCACAGUGGCAAUGGGUACGGUGGUUCCGGCAACGCACACGGAAAUGGUGGUCACAGGUACCAUUACUGA
Molecule: messenger RNA, 690 nt
Organism: Psilocybe cubensis
Lineage: Eukaryota; Fungi; Basidiomycota; Agaricomycetes; Agaricales; Agrocybaceae
Exons: 1
Coding region: 1-690 (229 amino acids)
Source: RefSeq, a predicted model, not a curated record